Molecule: messenger RNA, 3627 nt
Organism: Leishmania braziliensis MHOM/BR/75/M2904
Lineage: Eukaryota; Euglenozoa; Kinetoplastea; Trypanosomatida; Trypanosomatidae
Exons: 1
Coding region: 1-3627 (1208 amino acids)
Source: RefSeq, a predicted model, not a curated record
AUGGCAAGUCUUCCAGACGCGUCUUCGCUGGCUCCCCUGCCGGACUCGCUAGCGGAGGUGGAAAUGGAGCUACAGAAGACGCAUGAGACACUUAUGGACAAGAUCCAAGAUGAGCUCGCGUGUGUCGUCUGUGGGUCUGUGUUCAUUGACCCGCGUAUCCUGCAGUGCCAGCACUGUUUCUGCUUGCGAUGUCUGUACUCCACCGUGUCGCGCGAGCGCACUUCGCAGAUCGAGGUGCCUUGCGCCUAUCGAUGCGCGGCGGUGACAGUGACGCAAGGCGACAUUCGUACGCUUCCCAAGAACCACUACAUCACCAAUACGUGCGUGCUUCUUCGACAGCAACUCGUGCAUCGAGCCCGCCUGCUGGAGCGCAAACUGUCACUCAGCGCAGCAGCGGACAACGAAGCGCUGACUCCCUCCGCCGAGAUGAGGGGUGAUUCGGCUGCACUGGCACUGACGGCUGCCGCUGCAUCGCCGGUGACUGUAGCAGCGUUUCCUUCACAAGCGGCACCCGCCACGGUGACUCACGCGGUUCUGAAGAAAGAGAUGGAUGCCGCGAAGGAACUGUACGAGUGUGAGUGGUGCUCCUGUGCGUCACCAACGUGUGAGGUAUGCCCCUACUGCUGGAGCCGCAUCUGUGUCGAGUGCCGCGGGCAGUUUUCGGACCAUCAGUAUCUGUGUCUGGAGUUGCAUCAACCAGGGCGACGGCCUGCAGAGGGGUGGCUGCCUGGCGCGAGUACUGCCACCGUGUCCGAUACGGCCCAGGAUGCUGCUGCCGGCCAAGAGAGAGGGGUUACAGCGAUGAAUAGGAGGGGCAGCGCCGCGGAGAUGGGUGCGGAGGCCGCAGCGGUGGCGCAGAUGCCUGACCAGGAGGCCCCGUUCCCGUAUUUCAUUACACCGUUCUUUGUGCCGGUAUUGGUGAAGGAGUACCUGAUGAAACAGCAGGGCGUGGCCAUGCGGCCGAGCGAGAUUGACGUGACGGCUGUGAUGGCUGUGCGGCUGGCGGUACCGGAGGUGGAGGUCCAGUGUCAACACCACACCACUGGCUUUGGUUUUGACUUCCGUAUUCACCCCUCCUUCAAGACGAUGGAGGGGGUGGAGGUGGACUUGACAAUGCCGCACUGGGCUGAGGAUGGCGGCAGGCCUAACGCUACCCUUUCUUUUCUCGCCAACACCGCCCGCCUUGGCGAGACUGUCUUGCAGGAUCUGCGACGCCUCAGCACGGUGGUGAGCAAUGUGGUGCUAGAGCUGUCAAGCGCCGCGCAUCAGGCCUCCGUGCGUCGCAACAAGGGGUUUCACAUGUACGCCGUGCAUGUCUGGUCUCUGGCGCGGUCUCAGUGCGUAAUUGCCCGCGACGCCCUACUGCCACACCUCGAACGUUCUCGUUUGCUGGAGAACAUGAUGGGGGACUUGGUUGUAUACCAUUUUCAGCAGACGGCGAGUCAUGCAUCACCGCCCCAGAAGCACUUCAUCCGUGACAAGUGCGUCGCCUUCAUGAAGGCGGAGGUGCAGCUCUGCCGACAGCUGGAUCAGAUAAUGGAAGGCGUGGACGCGGUUUGUCGUGGUAUUCACACACUGCUCACUCGCAUGUAUACUGUAAUGAAGGAGCUCGCGCAGCCUACGGCCCACCGAAGGGAGGAGAACAGGCGCUCACGGCAGAGCCGACUGCGGAUCAGCACGCGAAUGUUUCAAUCGCGCCAGCAAGAGCAGCAGGCCUCACGCGAGCCCGAAUCUUACGCCUGCGCUUCCGCAUCAGUAGAUGAGACAGUGUUGUCGCCGCGCACUCGUGUGCGGAUGAUCCGUUUGCUUUCACGGCGAUUGCCACGUGCUGGCACGGUCCCGGUCGAAGUGGAGGCACCGCUGACACCCUUGCCUCAAAACGUUGCGGACGCCGUCCCUGAUACUAUUCUCAGCGACAAGGUCGGCGAACCAGACUGCAGUUUUCACGUGCAGGUUGCAGAGCACGGUGCGAUGACGCGCACCCUGACGGAGUCGAUGCUCUCUAUCCUCCGGUGCUUCAUGCAGGCCCGCGUGUGGCAGUGGUCGCUGAGCAACACCUGCAUUCGGGAGUGUGGCCUUAGUGAGGGAGACCGGCGCACGCUGCUGGCCGUGGAAGAGGAGUUGCAACUUAUCACGGACAACCUUCUGCAUUGCAUGUGGGCGUCCUCUCGCAUGACUUAUAUUAUGGAAGUGGAGCAGGACGCCGCCGGUCCGGCGUCCUCGUUGGACAUCCUGAUGGACGCUGAGACCCUGGAGCUGCUAAAGGGUGAGCUGGAGUGUCCCAUGUAUGAUCACAGUGAAGUCUUUGAGUCGCUCAAGGCGCUCUCUCAGCUGCGCGCGCAGUUUGUGUCCUCCAGCUCCGCUAUUACCAUUGUGGCUCGAAAUCCGGACACGCAACAGGAGCUUUUGAGCAUGAUGAGUUCCGUCUUGAGCUCCACCAUGACGCACCAGACCACAGUGUUGCGCCUUGUUGCCCAGGCGACCACUUCCCUAAACGAGUACUACGCCGACUACCUGCGCACACGUCAGAUGAACCCCACCGUCGGCGAACGACCAUCCCCGAGCGAGGACACGCUGCUGGCGGUUGACGUGUUGAAGUUGUUACAGCUCCAGAGCGAUGAACAGCUGGCCGACUCCCUCGCCGUAAUGUCCAAGAUGAGGGACCACCGCGACGACGACGGCCUAAGAGGUGCCCACGCUCGACAAGGCAUCCAUUGUGCGAACCUCUCCGCAGCGACGCAGGGCGGACGUCUGUCUGAUACGGACAGCGCCCCUGUUGGCGGAGGCACUGCACUGAGGUCGCGCUGCCCGUUUCGCACUGAUUUUUCGCUGCGUGAUACAGCGUUGUCUUCGUGCCAGGCCUACGGUGAGGCUCUCGUGCGUGCGGCACAUGGGGAGCCCCUGCAGGCUGGAUUCGUCCCCGAGGGCCAGCCGCAAGGGCAGCAAUCCGAAGAGCAGGCGAGCGAUGCGGAGGUUGCCGUGGAGGCGGUCGCUGAGAUGCCAUCUCCAUCGGCAGGGGCGCCGAAGCACUCCACGGAGUUAGUGGAUAGAACUGUUGCCGAGCAAACCGAAGAGAUGGUACCAGAGGCAUUAAUGUCGUCUACUGCAUCCUCGCGGACGGUCGACGCUGACACGCAGCGCAGUGCAUCGAUGUUACGGACCGCAACCGCCGUUGCUACCCCCGUCGCACACGACGACGGGGGUAGGUCUGCACGAGAUGACGACACCCCAUACCGUGAGUCGCUAUUUUCGGCGGACAACAACGAGUCUGUUGUGGCCUUGACGCGAGUCUCACCGUCCGCCGCAGACCUCGAUGGGAUUCGGAAGGCGGCAAAGCUCUUCGGAGCUGCCUUUCAGCUGCCAGCGACCACCACGUCGGUGGGACGACGGCGGCUCGUUUUACUCCCCUUCUACCACGGGGAGUGCAUAUACAAGGGGUUGUCGACCCCGUUCUAUGUGGACGGGCAGACGGGCACCGUGCACAUGGACCCCCGAACUCUCUCUGCCACGGGAAAGUCCCAGUGCGUGCUCGAGGUACUGAGCUCACCGCUAUUCUUCAUACUCUUCAAUGCGACUCUAAGCAUCUUCUUGCACCGGCAGUGCAAGGUUGGGAUUAUGUACAAGUGA